UACUGUGCUACUUUCAUUGAAUCAGUACUAUUGCAACGCGCAAGGUUGUGAAAUAAAGUGCAGCAAAAAUUUAAUUUUCCUGUUAAGUAAAACGUAUUGUCAAACGGAACAAACAAAGUCAUUAGUAAAUAACAAUGUCUGAAUCAAAUGCAUUGCAAUCCAUUGCUAUAGGUGUAGGUGCUGGACUACUAUAUCACUUUCUGAACACGUUGUCCGAGGAAAAAGUCGAGUUGGUUGAGAACUUGCAACAAUGUGUUGAAGCCGUUAAGAUUUUACGGAAGCAUUGCAAUGAAGUGCCAGUACUCGGAUUGGACUGUGAAUGGGUGGACGCUCCGAAUGUGUCCUUAUUGCAGUUAUGUAGUCACAAGGGAUAUUGUGCUGUUAUAAGAUUAUGUAAAAUGGCAAGCAUACCCAUGUCCCUGUGCAAUCUACUAAGUGAUCGCAAGGUGGUUAAGGUUGGUGUUGGCAUCGCAAAAGAUUGCGAGUAUUUGGAAGAAUGUGACCUACCGACAAAUUCUGCAUUGGAUUUACGUUUUGUGGCCAAACUGACCGGUGCAAAACCGCAAAACUUGGCCGACAUGUAUAAGGCUGUUGUGGGUGGAACCUUGAAAAAAGAUUUAGAGCUAACCCUAUCCGAUUGGGAGGCUUACACGUUGACUCCUCAACAAAUUCAAUAUGCUGCCGAUGAUGCUAAAGCUGGCAUAGAGAUCUAUAAGACAUUAGCCAAGAAAGUGUCAGAUGUAAAUGUUUUCGCGCAAUAUUACGAUAUGGACUAUGUACCUCGUAGGGACAAUGAUUUGAAAAGUGUGGCGUCAGAUGAAUGUUGCCUUCAGUAAAUACCUAUAUCGAGCUCUUUUCGUGAAUAUGACCUAAUCGCCAAAAAUCACAUUUUACAGGAGAAGAUUUUUUAUGCGUAAAAAAUUGUCUGAUUUAAUAAAGUAUCUUCCACGGUUUUGUAUGUAAAA
Molecule: messenger RNA, 965 nt
Organism: Bactrocera dorsalis (oriental fruit fly)
Lineage: Eukaryota; Metazoa; Arthropoda; Insecta; Diptera; Tephritidae
Product: exonuclease 3'-5' domain-containing protein 2
Exons: 2
Coding region: 135-836 (233 amino acids)
Biological process (GO): nucleobase-containing compound metabolic process
Cellular component (GO): cytoplasm; nucleus
Molecular function (GO): nucleic acid binding; 3'-5' exonuclease activity
Source: RefSeq, a predicted model, not a curated record